Neurospora crassa OR74A is the source of this 2148-nucleotide messenger RNA. The record is from the annotation of a RefSeq genome assembly. NCBI's taxonomy places the organism in Eukaryota, Fungi, Ascomycota, Sordariomycetes, Sordariales, Sordariaceae.
AUGUAUUUAAGUAUCAUUAUCUUACCUUUAUUAGGGUCUAUAGUUGCUGGCUUUUUUGGUAGAAAAGUUGGAGUUAGCGGUGCACAAUUAAUUACCUGUUUAAGUGUAAUAAUCACUACAGGUUUAGCUAUAUUAGCUUUUUUCGAGGUUGGUUUUAAUAAUAUCCCUGUGACUAUAAAUUUAUUUAGAUGAAUAGAUAGUGAGUGAUAUAACAUUCUUUGAGGUUUUCAAUUUGAUAGUUUAACAGUGGCAAUGUUAAUACCUGUAUUAAUAAUAAGUUCUUUAGUUCACAUAUAUUCAAUUUCGUACAUGAGCCAUGAUCCUCAUAACCAAAGAUUUUUUAGUUAUUUAAGUUUAUUUACUUUUAUGAUGAUAAUUCUUGUAACAGCGAAUAAUUAUUUAUUAAUGUUUGUCGGUUGGGAAGGUGUUGGAGUUUGUUCAUACCUUUUAGUUAGUUUUUGAUUUACUAGAAUAGCUGCAAAUCAAAGUUCUAUGUCUGCCUUCUUAACUAAUAGAGUAGGGGAUUGUUUUUUAACUAUAGGUAUGUUCGUCGUGCUAUGAACUCUAGGUAAUUUAGAUUAUGCAACAGUAUUUUCAUUAGCCCCUUAUAUUAAUAGUGAUAUAGCUACUAUUAUAGGUAUAUGUUUACUAAUAGGUGCUAUGGCUAAAAGUUCUCAAGUGGGUUUGCACGUUUGACUACCUAUGGCGAUGGAAGGUCCUACUCCUGUUUCUGCAUUAAUACACGCUGCCACGAUGGUAACUGCAGGUGUAUAUUUAUUAAUGCGUAGUUCACCAUUAAUUGAAUAUAGUAGUACUGUCUUACUAUUAUGUUUAUGAUUAGGUGCAAUAACUACUGUAUUUAGUUCUCUUAUUGGUUUAUUCCAACAAGAUAUUAAAAAAGUUAUAGCUUAUUCCACAAUGAGUCAAUUGGGGAUGAUGGUUAUAGCUAUAGGUUUAUCUUCUUACAAUGUAGCUUUAUUUCAUUUAAUCAAUCAUGCAUUUUACAAAGCACUCUUAUUUUUAGGAGCUGGUAGCGUUAUACACGCUGUAGCUGAUAACCAAGACUUUAGAAAGUUUGGGGGGUUAAAAAAUUAUUUACCUUUAACAUACUCUGUUAUGUUAAUAGCAAGCCUAAGUUUAGUGGCUUUCCCAUACAUGACUGGUUUUUAUAGUAAAGAUUUUAUUUUAGAGUCUGCUUAUGGACAAUUUAGUUUUUCAGGGGUAGCUGUAUAUAUCAUAGCUACUAUUGGUGCAAUAUUUACAACUUUAUACUCUGUUAAAGUAUUGUAUUUAACUUUUUUAGCCAACCCUAAUGGUUAUAUCCAUUUUUAUAGACAUUUCAUAUUGUAUGAAAGACUAUAUGUAUAUGUAAGUUAUACGGGAAAAGAAGAAUUCUAUUUGCCUAAGCAUAUGUCAAAAGAAAUCAAUAAUUUGCCGAGAUCAGUAUCAGGUGAGGGUGGAUUCUUUUUAAGUUUACCUUUAGUUAUAUUGGCCUUAUUUUCUAUAUUCUUUGGUUUUAUUACUAAAGAUAUAUUUAUAGGUUUAGGAUCUAACUUUUUUAUAGAUAAUAGCUUAUUUAUUCAUCCUAUUCAUGAGAUAAUGAUAGAUACUGAAUUUGCUGUACCUACAUUAUUUAAACUAUUGCCUUUUAUAUUUACUAUAUCUUUUAGUUUAAUAGCUUUAGUUUUAUCUGAAAAAUACCCAAACUUAGUUGUUCAUUUUAAAUUAUCUAGAUUAGGUUAUAAUCUUUUUGGUUUCUUUAAUCAAAGAUUUUUAGUUGAAUUAUUUUAUAAUAAAUAUAUUACAAAUUUAGUUUUAGAUUUAGGUGGACAAAUUACUAAGAUUUUAGAUAAAGGUAGUAUAGAGCUAUUAGGACCUUUUGGUUUAGAAAAAGUCUUAAUUAAAUGAAGUAAAGAUAUAGCAUCUUUAAGUACAAGUAUUGUAACAAAUUAUGCUUUAUUUAUUUUAGUUGGAUUUAUUUUAUAUGUAUUUACAUUUAUUAGUUUGUUAGAAGGAGGUUUGGAUUUGAAUUUAUCUUUAUUCAUUUUAUUACUUUCUUUAACAUCUUCUACAUCUUCUUCUGAUUCAAAGGAAGGAAAAAUGAUCAAGAAAGCUGUAGUUAGCACCAAAAAUAAAAAUAUACGAUAA